AUGACUAAAGCAUCAGCGAUUUAUCAAUUGGGUCAUUUGCCCAUCAAAGAUCAUGUUUUCUCACCGGAUAGAACGAUCUUGGCGGUGACCAAAGAGAAUGAGGUUGAGAUUUAUAAGAUUAAUCCAGCUAGGCUUAGCGACAAGCCCAAAUUGGUUGCGAAUUUAAGAGAUCACGACAAAACGGUGACGUCAGUUGAUAUCUCUCCUGAUGGGUCGAGAGUAUUGACUUGUUCUCAGGACAGAAAUGCGCUUGUUUGGGAAUUUCGUGAUGGAGAAUUUAAACCGACAUUGGUUCUUUUGCGUAUCAAUAGAGCAGCCACCGUGUGUAGAUGGUCGCCCGAUGGGCAAAAGUUUGCAGUUGGGUCUAGUGACAGAAUCAUUGCCGUUUGUUACUACGAGGCUGAGAAUGAUUGGUGGAUUUCUAAACAUUUGAAAAAGCCCAUCAAGUCAACAAUCACCACUUUGGACUGGCACCCUAAUGGGGUUUUAUUGGCUAGUGGAUCUACUGACGGACACGUGAGAGUGUUCAGUGGAUACAUUAAGGGAAUCGACAAUAAGCCCGAGCCAAGUGUAUGGGGCACAAAGUUGCCUUUCCAAACAUUAUGUGGUGAUUUCACUAACGAAACAUUAGCUUGGAUUCAUGGUGUCAAAUUUAGUCCCAAUGGCGAUGCGUUAGCAUGGGUAGCACAUGACUCUUCAAUCGGCGUUGUAUACCCUCAAGGCGAAGGUUUAGCUCCCAGAUCCAUUUUGAACGUUAGAACCAACUAUUUGCCCUUUGAAUCGGUUGUUUGGGCCUCGGAUAACUCGAUUGUGGUUGGAGGGUUCAACUGUAAUCUAGUUGUGUUCAAGGGUGAUGAGUCAAACUGGCAAGAAGCAUACCAAAUCGAAGAGCAGAAAGAUUUAACUAAAGAGACACCAAGAAAUCGUAAUAACAACAACAAUGAUGAUAAUGAUGACGAUGACCAGGAAAUUACUUCUCACCAAGCUUUGAACAUGUUCAAGCAAAUGGAUUUGAAAGGUAGAGUCAACAAGCCAAGCAUGGGAAGUUCUACUGGCAAAGCUGCAAAGGCAUUGAGCACCAUUCAUCAAAAUACAAUCGUCAGUAUCAAGAACUUUGCCAAUGGCCAAGUAUCUACAUCUGGAAUAGAUGGAAAAGUAGUUAUAUUCAAUGUAUAA
This is a messenger RNA of Lodderomyces oxycetoniae, 1176 nucleotides long. It is a transcript of the gene ARC40, whose product is annotated as Arc40p. NCBI's taxonomy places the organism in Eukaryota, Fungi, Ascomycota, Pichiomycetes, Serinales, Debaryomycetaceae. Gene Ontology annotation, cellular component: Arp2/3 protein complex; actin cytoskeleton. The transcript has a single exon. Gene Ontology annotation, biological process: Arp2/3 complex-mediated actin nucleation. The record is from RefSeq and is a predicted model, not a curated record. Gene Ontology annotation, molecular function: actin filament binding. The coding region runs from base 1 to 1176 and encodes 391 amino acids.